AGCUUGCGUAAGGAUGCAAGAAGCAAGGUAUCCAGUUUCCUUUUCCCUCGGAUCCCACUUUCGUUUCGCUUAAAGAUGGGACUUAAGUUGAAGACUGCAAGAGAGAAAUUAGGUGUCAUUGCUGGGGAGAAAAGCAAGUUCCACUUGACACAGGGUGUGGGAGAAGUAACGACUCUGAGGAAUGAGAACAGACAAACCAGCUCCCUCGUGAACGAAUCGGAAGUAUUGGGUAGAGUAUAUGAGAAAGAGAAGUUGGUUAGUAUGUUACUUUGCGAUGCGAGUCACCAUGAUGAUCUCUCUGUUUAUGCAAUCUGCGGCAUGGGAGGUCUUGGAAAGACCACACUUUCUCAGUUGGUAUACAAUGACGAAAAUGUGGCAAAAGCCUUUGAUUUGAGAGUUUGGGUGUAUGUAUCGGAUGAUUUAAAUAUUAAAAGGUUGACUCAAGCCAUUCUGGAAUCCAUUGAAGGGAACUCGUGCAACAUCCAAGAGCUAGAUCCCCUGCAGCAGCGCUUAGUUGAAAAGCUUGUAAGGAAACGAUUUUUACUUGCACUGGAUAAUGUGUGGAAUGAAUGCCCUGACAAGUGGGAUGUCCUGAAGCAACCGCUAUGGAGAGGAAAAAGAGAAAGCACGGUCGUUAUCACUACUCGAGCUGAGAAAAUUACUCUAAUGACGGCCGGAGAUAUUCUUCAUCGCUUGCGAUGCUUGUCAAAUGAUGAUUCCUGGUCUUUGUUCAAGCAAAAGGCCUUUGGGAGGGGAAUAAAUGAGGGUAAUGUGAUCCUGGAAAUAAUUGGGAGGGAAAUAGUGCGGAGAUGUGGAGGUGUAUCACUGGCAAUUAAGGCCUUAUGAAACAUAUUGCGUUUCAAAAGUUAGGAAAGUGAAUGGUUGCUUGUAAAGACAGUGGGAUAUGGGAUUUGGACAAUGAG
Molecule: messenger RNA, 923 nt
Organism: Hibiscus syriacus
Lineage: Eukaryota; Viridiplantae; Streptophyta; Magnoliopsida; Malvales; Malvaceae
Product: putative disease resistance protein RGA3
Exons: 1
Coding region: 76-846 (256 amino acids)
Biological process (GO): defense response to other organism
Molecular function (GO): ADP binding
Source: RefSeq, a predicted model, not a curated record